AUGUCAGAUAUGGAAUCGCAGAUGCCCCCUUUAAUUUUAGAAUGCGAAAGUCUAUACAUCACACUAAACGGACUCGAAAACGACGAGACUCGGUUCCAUUGGAGAUUUUAUUUAUGGAAAGAUCUUGCUGCCAAAUCAGAUGGUAUUGGAAAAUACUUUCAUGCCACUGACAGAAAUAGUCCGCACAAGUUUUCGUAUGAAGAUACACGCAACUCUGAUAUACAAGGAGCCAUAAGGUUGCGUGUAGCAUUGAAGAUUGCUAUCGUCACGCCUGCACACUGGGAUGGGCUAGGAGAGUUAUUGAGUCGGGUACCCAUGCAUGCAUCAACCACUUGUCGUACUUGGGGUUUGGAAGCACUCAAAGUCCUUGAUGAAGAAGGGAUUGCCAAGUUGAAGAAUGAUGGCAUCAAAAGCAUCGAACGGGAAUGUCUGAAAUAUGCAAGAAUUGGGGAAAGAAUCAUCGAGAAAAGCAAUCACUGUAAAUUUUGA
Messenger RNA from Botrytis fragariae, 489 nucleotides. RefSeq lists its product as uncharacterized. The record is from RefSeq and is a predicted model, not a curated record. Lineage: Eukaryota; Fungi; Ascomycota; Leotiomycetes; Helotiales; Sclerotiniaceae. The transcript has a single exon. The coding region runs from base 1 to 489 and encodes 162 amino acids.